AUGUUACGACUCCGAAACCCUUUCGCUGCCAUACCAUCCGAAGGAAGCACGCAGACUGAGACACUACCAUGUUGUCCAAGCCUAGACAGGAGUAGUCGAGACCCAGAGAUUGGGCUCGAACCACAAACAUUACGGUCAUUAAAUCAUUUGUUUAUAGCCAGCACAAACCUUCAACAUAGGCCCUCACACCGGCUGACUUGGAGGCCACUAACCAUAAACUAA
Molecule: messenger RNA, 222 nt
Organism: Opisthorchis viverrini
Lineage: Eukaryota; Metazoa; Platyhelminthes; Trematoda; Opisthorchiida; Opisthorchiidae
Exons: 3
Coding region: 1-222 (73 amino acids)
Source: RefSeq, a predicted model, not a curated record